AUGGAGCCUCAAGAAGGGAAACUUUUACGCUUUGUCUGGCCACUUUUGCUCAUCGCCGUCCCUCCGCUCUCGCUGGCGCGCGCCGAUCCUCCGCUCUAUUACGGGCAUGUGGUGGACGGGGCGCCGGCGGGGACCGCCGUGGCCGGACUCGUGCUGCCCGGUGGAGGCGCGUGCCGAGGCGCUUUGCGGGGCGAGCGCUCCGAGGACUUUUCUCUUUCCACCUCCGCGGACGGGCGCGGGCUCCUGCUGCGAACCGCCAAAACUUUGGAGCGCGCGCUGAAAGCGAGCUACGUGCUGCGCGCGCUGCUGCCGGGCUGCCCGGGCGCUCAGGAUGCGGUGACCGUGCGCGUGGACGUGCUGCCCGGAGGCAGGCGGCGGAGGGAGGUGGCCGGAGAGCCGCAUUACACCGUGGCGCUGGCGGAGGGCGCGAGACCCGGGGAUGCGGUGUUCACGGUGCCGGACGAGCGCUUCGUUGAGCGGCGCUUCGAGGCGCUGGCGGACGGCGGCGGAGCGGUGCGCGUGCAGCGGGACUCCGGCCGCGUGUACUUGGCGCGCGCGCUCACGGCUCCCACGCACGUUACGCUGAAAGUGCACAACGCCAGAGGUGAUGACUGGUACCUGUGCAGGCUGACUCUAACCCUGCCCAGUCUGUCUGACCUUCAGUGGGUGAUGUUUCCUCAGCCAUAUCUGGCCGCAGUGGGACCUGAUGCUGCUCCAGGCUCUGUGGUCUACAAGCUGGUGGCCCGACAUAGAGACGGCUCUCCAGGAGCACCCCAGUUCCUGCUGGUGGAUGGUGGAGAGGACUGUUUCGAGGUGGACAGAAGUUCAGGAGAAGUGAGGACGACAGGCCGGCUGCUGACCCCCAGCAGAGAGUACAUUCUGACCGUGCAGGCAGUGGACACACAGGGCAGGAAGGGCCCUCAUGCCUCAGUGGCCGUAUUGGCUGGCUUCCGUCCACCGCAGUUUACCAACACCUCCUACUCCAUCUAUGUCCCAGAGAGCACUGCAGUGGGCCAAGCGGUGGCUGUGGUCCAGGCGAUCUCCUUCCAGAGGAAGACUCUGUCCUACAUGCUGUUGGUAAACCCAGGAAACCUGUUCAGUAUAAACCAGGAGAGCGGGGCGCUGAGCCUGACUCGGGCAGUCGACUACGAAAGUGGGCCCCACCUUCACCACCUGCAAGUCAGAGCCUCCGAACCAGACACGGGCCUUAACAACAUAGCAGAGGUAGCGGUACACGUCACCGAUGAGAACGACUGCACUCCCGAGUUUAUGCACUCCAUCUACAGCAGAGACAACAUCCCCGAGACCACUCCACCUGGAACCUCUCUACUGCAGGUGCUGGCCAGAGACUGCGACACCGGUCUGAAUGCAGAGAUCUCCUACUUCAUCCAGAGUCUGGACUUCAGCGUCUCAGCUCAGGGGGUGGUGAGUCCCAGCCGGAAACUUGAUUACGAGAGGCCCAAUCACAUGUAUGAGUGUGUGGUGGUGGCUGUGGACAAGGGCACCCCCGCCCGCACCGGCACCGCCUCCAUCCGCAUCCGCAUGGCCAACGUCAACGAUGAGGCGCCUGUCUUCUCCCAGACUGUUUAUAAGACGUUUCUCUCUGAAGAUGCUGGUCCUGAGACUCUGGUGGCCAUUGUGCAUGCCAAGGACCCAGACGGGGACGGAGUGACAUAUGCCAUCACUGGGGGCAACGAGGACAGCAACUUUGAGCUGGACAACCAGAAGGGCAUAAUCAAACUGCGCCGCAGUCCUCCUCCUAAACUGCGAGGGCCACAGUAUGUCCUCAACGUCACUGCAACCGAUGACAACUCGGCCGGCGGCCCACUGCCCCUCAGCAGCUCCGCCCAGGUCAUCGUCGGCAUCAACGACAUCAACAACAACAAGCCUGUGUUUGAGGAGUGUCAUAACUACAGUUUGAACGCUCUGGUGCUGGAGAACCAGCCACCAGGCACUGUGGUCCUGCGGGUACAAGCUCAUGACGCUGACACCGGGGUUAAUGGAGAGGUCAAAUACGGAAUCAUGCAGCGAGACGGAGCCUCACCGGGCUUCACCAUCGACCCUGACACAGGGGUGAUCAGCACAGCUGUGAGUUUUGACCGUGAGCGGCAGAGAGAAUACACAUUGUCCGUCACGGCCACGGACCAGGCCGAGGAGCCACUCAUCGGCAUCUGCCAAAUCACCGUCCUCAUCGCUGACCAAAACGACAACGACCCCAAAUUUGAGAACAGCCGCUACCAGUACUUCCUGAGAGAGGACACCCCAGUGGGCACCAGCUUUCUGCGAGCGGCGGCCCAUGAUGAUGAUCAGGGCACCAAUUCAGCCAUCACUUACUCCCUGUCCCACCAGAACCCUGCCUACUUCCACAUUAAUCCCAGCACAGGAUGGGUCUACGUCAACCACCCCAUCUCACAGACGUCGAGAAUCAGUCAGCAGAUCAUUGCCACAGAUGGAGGAAAUCGCAGCAGCUCAGUGGACCUCACCGUCAUCAUCACCAACGUGCACAACCAGCCACCGCAGUGGGAACAGGCCGAGUACUGGGUCACCAUCCCUGAAAACACCGUCCGUGACAGCAAGAUAGUGACCAUAAAAGCCACCUCUCCGCUGGGUGACCCGCGUGUGACCUAUAACCUGGAGGAGGGUCAGGUGCCUGAGACUAACAUGCCUGUGCGCUUCUACAUCAAGCCCAACCGGAGGGAUGGCUCAGCGUCCAUUCUGGUAGCUGAGCCGCUGGACUACGAGAGCACGCGCUUCUUCACCCUACGCGUCCGUGUGCAGAACGUAGCAGCAGUCCCACUCGCAUCCUUCACCACAGUCUAUGUCAACAUCACGGAUGUGAAUGACAAUGUUCCGUUCUUCAUGUCGAGCACGUAUGAAGCCACAGUGCCCGAGGGAGCUGAGAUAGGCACUUCAGUGGUCCAAGUCUCAGCCUCUGACCUGGACUCUGGCCCCCAUGGCAAGAUAAAUUACAUCAUUCUAAAGGACCAGAGUGGAGACUCUCAGUUCUUCAGCAUUAACUCCUACACGGGGGUCAUCCACACCCGGGCCACUUUCGACCGCGAGCAGAAAAGCUCUUACCUGAUCGAGGUCCAGUCCCAGGACGGCUCAGAGUCGGCCCGCCCGGGGCAGCAGGGCCAGCCAAACACAGACACGGCCUACGUGAGAAUUUUUGUCACGGACGUGAAUGACAACGCUCCAGCCUUCUCUCAGCCCGUAUACGAGAUCAGCGUGGAAGAGGACAAGGAAGUGGGCUACGUAGUCAUUACCGUCACUGCUAACGAUGAAGACGAAGGUGCUAACGCCAAGCUGCGCUACCAGAUAACCUCAGGGAACACCAUGGGCACCUUUGAUGUGGAGCCAGAGGUUGGCACCAUCUUCAUUGCCCAGCGGCUGGACUACGAGCGGGUUCAGCGCUAUGAGUUACGGCUGGUGGCGUCGGAUGGGAAAUGGGAGAACCAGACAAUGGUGAUCAUCAACAUCAUCAACCAAAACGAUGAAGCACCCAUCUUCAGCCAGACAGAGUACCACGCCAGCGUGAUGGAGGAGCUGACUGAGCUGCCUGUGUUUGUGCUUGAGGUCUCAGCCACUGAUCCAGACCAGGAGGCAGACCAGAGUGCAGUGCGGUACUCACUGCAUGGACAGGGUGCUGGGAGCGAGUUCACUAUAGAGGAGCUCAGCGGGAAAAUUUAUGCUCAAAAGAGGCUUGAUCGAGAGGAUCGUUCCACCUGGAGGUUUCUAGUGCUGGCCACUGACGAGAACGGCGCUGGCCUGACUGGCUUUGCUGACGUCUUGGUGGAGGUGCAGGACAUCAACGACAAUUCCCCUAUCUUCCUGUGUGCCUCAGAUGGUUGCUUUGUGGGCCAUGUGCCUGAGAACUCUCCAGCUGACACUUCCAUCAUGGAGAUGCGAGCCACUGACCUGGAUGACCCGAAAGCUGGCAAGAACGCUGUCCUCACUUACAGGAUUGUUCAGAAUGUCCGUAACGAGAUCAAUCUGAACCUGUUCUCCAUCAACCCGGCCACAGGCACCAUCUACACAGUGUUGCGCUCCCUAGACAGGGAGGUGGAAGACCGUUACCUGGUAGUUGUGGAGGCCAGGGAUGGAGGAGGCCUCUCUGGAACUGGAACAGCCACUAUUGUUGUAUCCGAUGUGAAUGAUCAUCCUCCUGUGUUUACACAGAGGGUUUACAUGGCCACCAUGGCAGAGGACCUGGAUAUCAAUAGUGAGGUGCUAGCAGUGGCUGCCACAGAUGGGGAUGAGGGAGAGAACUCUGUGAUGACCUUCAGCAUUGUGGGUGGAGAUGAUGACCGCAAGUUCUUCAUCGAGACGGAUAAGGUGAACCGGCGGGGGAUAGUGCGGCUGAAGAAGAAGAUCGAUUUUGAGAAGCCCCAUGAGCGCACCUUCAAUCUCACAGUCAAAGUGGAGGACGCAGACUUCUUUAGCCUGUCCUACUGCGUCAUCCAAGUGGAAGACUCCAAUGACCACACACCCGUCUUCUUCCCCCAGUUCUACGAUGUAGGGUCCAUGUUUGAGGAUGUACCCGUGGGUACCAUUGUGGCCCAGGUGACUGCCGUAGACCUGGACUCAGGGCAGAAUGGAAAGUUCUCUUACAGUAUUGCCCCAGAAUCUGAUCCCUUUCAGCAGUUCCUGGUGGAUAAGAAUGGUUGGGUGGUGGUGGCAGACUCUUUGGACCGGGAGAAGGUGUCUCAGCACAGGCUGAUGGUUCUGGCCACAGACAUGGGCAGCCCUGCUCUGACAGGUUCUGCCAUUGUGCUGGUGACAGUACAAGAUGUCAAUGAUAACGGACCAGAGUUUGACGCUCCAUACCGCCCCAUUGUGUGGGAGAACACUAUUGCACCACAGGUCGUCCGUAUGAACGAUACUUCCAUUCUGCUCCACGCCAUCGACAGAGACACCUCGCCUAAUGGAGGGCCUUUUUCCAUACGCCUGCUGAUGCUCACCUCAGACGUCACAAACUUUAACCUGACGGAUCUGCGAAAUGGCAGUGCCAUGAUAACAGCCCUGCGCACUUUCGAUCGGGAGCAGCAGAAACAGUACCUCCUCCCUAUUCUGAUGAUAGACAGCGGCUCUCCUCCAAUGAGCUCCACUAACACACUGACUGUCAUAAUUGGGGAUAGGAAUGACCACCCGCAUGCACCUGGACACUCUGAGUUCAUAGUCUACAACUAUGAAGGUACUCUCCCCACGACUGUACUUGGACAAGUUCAAUCCCCUGACCUUGACGACUGGAGCGAAAAGGUUUACAAAUUCGAAGGCAAACCCCCCAGACAGUUCAUUCUGAACCAGGGCACUGGUCAGUUGAGUAUCAAGGGUGGCACCCCGGCCGGCUCGUACAGCCUGCAGGUGCGGGUGGCAGAUAAGAUUUGGCCUGACGUCACCUCCACGGCUCAGGUGAAGGUCAGGGAGCUGAAGGAAGAGGCCCUGCUCAACGCUGGCUCACUACGGUUCUCCAAUCUGACAGCAGAGGAGUUGUUCCGGAUAUCUGAUGGCAGAGAAAGUCUUUACGAGCGUCUGCAGCGUCUGCUGUCAGAGCUGUUGCAGACGGACCUGGAGAAGGUGCACAUCUUCAGUCUGGCCAGCGGCACUCAGCCCAACCGACAGCACCUCAGCGUGUGGUUCGCUGCCCAUGGCUCUCCCUACUACAAGCCUGAGAAACUCCACGGCAGUGUGGCCAUGCACAAGACCAAGUUGGAGUCAGCUCUGGGUGUGACUGUUCUCCAGGUGGGGGUGAAUGAAUGUGCGUACACAGACUGCAGUCAUGCAGGUGGCUGUUCCAGCAGGGUGACGUUCAGUGACACUCCUUCAGUUCUGAACAGUGGAAACGCCUCUCUGGUGUCUGUUUCGGCUACAGCCAGUGCUCAGUGUGGCUGCCUGGCCAGGGAGAGCAAGCAUCUGUCCUGCUCGUCCUACCCCCGCAGCCCCUGCCUCAAUGGGGGCACCUGCGUGGACAGCGAGAUGGGCUACAGGUGCAAGUGUCCCCCCAUGUUUGAUGGGCCAGAGUGUCAGCAGACUAAGCACACAUUUCUUGGCGACGGCUACGCCUGGUUCCCUCCCCUAAGGCCUUGCUUCCAGAGCCACAUCUCUCUGGAGUUCAUCACGGAGGCAGCCAACGGCCUGCUGCUCUACAACGGCCCCCUCGGCGUCCUCCAGCCUGGAGACAAAGAAGACUUCAUCUCACUUGAGUUGAAGAAGGGUGUUCCGUUGCUGAGUGUUAAUCACGGUUCAGGCACUCUCACUCUACAGCUUCCUCCUCAGGCCUCCGUCAACGACCGUCGCUGGCACCGUCUCGACAUCAUCAGCGACGGCAAGGCAUGGUACAGAGCCUUCCUUGAGAGCGCUCGAAAUCCGGAAUGUGAAACAACGUUCCAGGUGGGAAUCCACCUGAAUCGCCAAUGUGACCUCCAUGCCGGCAGCAGACAGUCCUCUUGCUUGCUGUCUCUGUAG
Colossoma macropomum (tambaqui) is the source of this 6465-nucleotide messenger RNA. RefSeq names its product neural-cadherin-like. The transcript is spliced from 25 exons. Gene Ontology annotation, biological process: homophilic cell-cell adhesion. The record is from RefSeq and is a predicted model, not a curated record. Gene Ontology annotation, cellular component: plasma membrane; cell-cell junction. Bases 1 to 6465 code for a protein of 2154 amino acids. Gene Ontology annotation, molecular function: calcium ion binding. Lineage: Eukaryota; Metazoa; Chordata; Actinopteri; Characiformes; Serrasalmidae.